Gloeophyllum trabeum ATCC 11539 is the source of this 2412-nucleotide messenger RNA. RefSeq lists its product as uncharacterized. The coding region runs from base 1 to 2412 and encodes 803 amino acids. Lineage: Eukaryota; Fungi; Basidiomycota; Agaricomycetes; Gloeophyllales; Gloeophyllaceae. The record is from RefSeq and is a predicted model, not a curated record. The transcript is spliced from 4 exons.
AUGGCUUCAACACCGCCCAAUCGUGUGCUCUGUGUAUGUACAAAAUGCCGACAAUCCUCGCACCAGGACCAGGAUGGGAAAUUGUUACCAGGUGUUCUUGUUCACCCAGGAACUCGCCGUGCACAUCUUAAACUGGAUGCUGACAUGAAGUUAUCCAUGGGCGUUGCUGGCUCCGGGUCAACGCCGCAUGAAGCAGUGCCAAGACCUGACCAUCAUGGUGAUGUACAUUUGCAACUGCUCCCUAAUGAGCAGCAGCGUGCCACUCACACUAUUACCGCUGCUGCCCAGGCCACAGAGGAUACAGAUGUCUUCAUGGAAGACAUCAACUUGAAGGAAGAGAGCUCGGAUACAGACACCGUCAUGGCUGAUGACGGAGAUGAACAGGCCUCUGCUAUCAUGACACUCGCUUUGGUCCUUGCAAGUUGGCUCCAUUUAUGCUGUGGUCUCAGCCGAGAGGCAUCGUCACGUGUCCUGAAGGUCGUUCAUGCCAUUAUCACUUUGACAUUCCAGCUUGCGCGCCUUUUCCAUAUCACCUCUCGUGCUGAUAGUGACACAUCUUCUAUGGAUAUCGACAUGAAGCAUGAUGUGCGUACUGCCAUGUCCAACCUCUCUAUAGAGCCUAUCCUCCACCGCUCAGUCUGCUGUCCGAAAUGUUUUGCGCAGUACUCCAUUCAAGACUGUCCUGACAUCUGUCCCCGGCGUGAGACCCGGCGGAGCAAGCCUUGUGGGGAGGUUCUCUGGACUAUCCGUCACGGGAGCAAUGGUGGCCCCAUUCGGUGUCCACGCCGUCUCUACUCCACACAGUCAUUUGAAUCAUGGCUGACUUGGUUCCUCUCUCGUCCGGGUAUUGAAGAUAUCAUUGAUGAGUCUUACGCCCAUGUACCAUCCGGAGAUACUAUGCAUUCUAUCCGCGACAGUCCCGCUUGGAAAAGCUUUGGUUCCUUCACCUCCACGCGUGGCAACCUUGUCUUCAGUUACUACAUUGACUGGUUCAAUCCUCUGACAAAUAAGAUUGCCGGCAAGAAGGUAUCUGCAGGAGCGAUAAUGCUAUUCUGCAUGAAUCUCCCGGAGCACCUGCAGUGGUUACCUGAGAAUACCUUCUUUGCUGGCAUUACACCUCCCCCCAAUGAACCGACAGUCACGACAAUAACAAAUAUUGCUGACCCAGUUAUUGACCAACUUGCGGAGUUCUACACAGGCAAGAAAAUACCAACUUAUCGUUAUCCGAUGGGCUUCUUCACCCGAGUUGGAGUAAUGCCUUUCAUCGCAGACCUGAUCGCUAUCCGGAAAGCAGGAGCAGGAGGCUUUGCAUCGCACAGCGCCGAGCUCUUCUGCUCCUUCUGCACGUGCCUCCGAAGUCAACUCGAGUGUCUGGACCCUACUCAAUGGCGGCCUCGUACCGGGCUUGAAGUUCGAACUGCUGCUUGGCGCUGGCAUGACGCCCAGACUAAAACUGCGAAGAAAGAAAUCUUUGCUGAGACCGGGGUGCGGUGGUCAUCACUGCAUAAGCUCUCUUAUCGGGAUCCUGUUCGGCAUACAGUUCUUGGUGUUAUGCAUAACUGGAUGGAAGGUGUCUUGCAGCACCAUGCCCGCAGGAAGUGGGGUAUCGGUAUUGAGCCUGGGUCAAGCAAAGAUGAAGAUGACAGUAUGCUAGCCUCUGCAUCAGACAUCAAUCAGGAAGCCUCCGACGCAGAUGCUAUGGAUAUUGACAUCAUCGAGCAUAACGACAUUCCUUCAUCACAGAGGCGCCGAACUCCAGCAGUCAACUUCCAGAUGGACAGCAGUGGCGAGGAGAGUGGAGAUGAUGACUUCCUGCAGGCUGAUGAUGAAUCGGAGAGUGAUGAUUCAGACGAUGAAGAUACAAAGAAUGAUACGGGACCGGGACCUACCUGUAUUUUCAGCACACUUGAGCUUGGGAGAAUCCGGGCAUGCAUUAGCGACACAGUGAUUCCGACAUGGGUGGACCGUCCACCGGUUAAUCUUGGUGACAAAUCUCAUGGAAAACUUAAGGCUGAUAACUGGUUCAUACUCUUCUCUGUCAUGCUUCCGAUGGUGCUCGUAGAACUCUGGUGGUCAACCAACAACCACCGGGACGCACAACUCUUAGAGAAUUUCUAUGAUCUGGUGACAUGCACAAAUAUCAUUGGGUCAUUCUCCACAAGCAAUGACAAGGCCGACACAUACCAUGCACAUUAUAUCCGUUACCGGUCUUCACUUCGCCAGUUGUUUCCGCGCUCGAAUUCAGUCCCAAAUCAUCACUAUGCAAUGCACAAUGCCGAGUUGCUCAAGUUUUGGGGCCCACUGAUGAAGAUAAGUGAAUUUCCAUAUGAGCGUAGCAAUGGUCGCCUGCAAAAGAUCAAGACAAAUGGACAUAUUUGUGAGUACGUUGCACUGGAUAACUAUGUGCGCUGA